This is a messenger RNA of Daldinia childiae, 390 nucleotides long. Its product is annotated as Vacuolar protein sorting-associated protein 55. The record is from RefSeq and is a predicted model, not a curated record. Bases 1 to 390 code for a protein of 129 amino acids. The transcript has 2 exons. NCBI's taxonomy places the organism in Eukaryota, Fungi, Ascomycota, Sordariomycetes, Xylariales, Hypoxylaceae. Gene Ontology annotation, biological process: late endosome to vacuole transport via multivesicular body sorting pathway. Gene Ontology annotation, cellular component: Vps55/Vps68 complex; endosome.
AUGCCGACCGCGGGGCUCAAGACCAUCAUCGCGCUGUCCUUCGUGCUCGCCAUCGGCUUCCUGCUCGUCAUCCUGUCCUGCGCGCUAUACAAGGUGUACUACCCACUACUAGUCGUUGCCACCUACGUGCUGGCUCCCAUACCCAACUGGAUUGCCGCGCGCUGCGCCAACCCGGAAGACUUCGUCGAGAGCUCCGGAAAUGGCGUCCAGGACCUCGGGCGCUUCUUCACCGGGUUCUUAGUUAUUAUGGGGAUAGCUCUCCCCGCCGUCCUCGCGCACUCCGCUCUAAUCGGUAUCCCGGCGAUGAUAAUGUCUAUUAUCGGUGGACUAUUGAUCUAUGGGACUAUUAUCUCAUUCGGCAUGUUCUUCCAAGAGGAGCAGGAGUUUUAA